Messenger RNA from Micropterus salmoides (largemouth bass), 7190 nucleotides. It is a transcript of the gene arap3, whose product is annotated as ArfGAP with RhoGAP domain, ankyrin repeat and PH domain 3. Lineage: Eukaryota; Metazoa; Chordata; Actinopteri; Centrarchiformes; Centrarchidae. Bases 512 to 5647 code for a protein of 1711 amino acids. The transcript is spliced from 35 exons. The record is from RefSeq and is a predicted model, not a curated record. Gene Ontology annotation, biological process: positive regulation of GTPase activity; signal transduction. Gene Ontology annotation, molecular function: GTPase activator activity; phosphatidylinositol-3,4,5-trisphosphate binding; protein binding.
UGAUAUUUAUUUUUUGCCGUGAUUGAAAAAGCGGAAGCAGAAUCUGUCAUCCUGCAUGACGCUUUUAUUUUGAAACGUGUAACCGGAAGCUGCAGCGGCUGUCCUUGUGUGUAGCUUGACUUGUUGAGCGCAGAGCGGAGUUUCUCCUCCCAGAGCUGCCAGUCCGACCGAGAGCCGCUCCGGACUUUACUGUUACAGAAACCUGCAGGGACCGGAACACAGACCAGAAACCAGCCCGGAUCAGACCAGAAACCAGCCCGGAUCAGAACGGAGACCAGCUCGGAUCAGACCAGAAACCAGCCCGGAUCAGACCAGAAACCAGCCCGGAUCAGAACGGAGACCAGCUCGGAUCAGACCAGAAACCAGCCCGGAUCAGACCAGAAACCAGCCCGGAUCAGAACGGAGACCAGCUCGGAUCAGAGAUGGACAGCUGUAGUCGGCGCCUGCUGUAGGGCUGUGAUGGCCGCGGUGUUUCCUGAAUGUGGAGGAGACGACGUCAGAUCCGGACUCCAUGUUGGUUGUCAUGGCCUCGCUGGAUGGAAGCACGCCGGUUGAGACGCUUCUGAUAGCGAUACACCUGGAGAGGUACCUGGACAGCUUCCGUCAAGCUGGCCUACUAUUGGCCAGAGACUUCACACACCUGGAUCAUGACGCCUUGGUCAGCCUGGGUAUAACCGCCACAGGACAUAGGAAGAGAAUCCUACGAUUGGUCAGUCACAUUCAGAGGAUAGAGGGUCAAAGAGCCAAUCAGAAAGCUGAUCCCCCACGUGGCCGUUGUCAGUCUGUGACAGACAUUUCUUCGUCAAAGCGAGGUCACGGCGCUGCGUUGCCCCGACAGUCGGGACCCGUUAACUUUGAGGCGUCAAGGAACAGCUCGGCUCCGGACCUCGCCGCCAUGCUGACCAACUCUGACAGCAGCAGACCCGUAGUGAAGCCGGUUCCCAAACCCAGAACUGUCUUCAAUCGCCGCAGGACAGCACCCAUCCACUUCUGUCCAACCCCAGACCCUGCACCGCCCCUACCCAGGAGGCUUUCCCAGGAGUCCAUCUGUUUUACUGUGUUAGAGGGUUUGACCUCAGGGGACACGCCCACACCUGAUUACAGGUUGACCUCUGACCCCAACGACAAGUCGACCACACCCAGCCGAAGAGCGAGCCAGACGGAGAGGAGGCGGCCCAGUCGUAGCCUGUCUCUGUCAGACGCUGGAGGGGUUUUGCCUCCUGUUCCCCCGAGGCUGAACCGUGGGGUCCCUCCCGCCAUGUUCCAGGGGUCCCCGCCCUCUUCUUCUUCUUCCUCACCUGUGCGGACAGAGCUGACUUCUAUUCCUGGGGGUCUUGACAACAGCAGGCUCCCUGGAUUCUCACCGUCCGGUUCACCAGGUGGCGGUGGGAUGGAAAUGGUCUCUAAUGAGAUCUACUGGGGCACUUUACCUGGUUCUACUGUCCCCAUUGGGGGGAGGAGUUACUGCAGCCAGCAGUCAGCUCCUCCCACUCCACCCAGACAAACACCUGACAGGAACCCUGAGAGGAACAGUGGCAGCACUUUAAGUAACAACUCCUCAGGAUCAGCCAGAGCUUCGACAGAAGACCCCGAGGAGGAGAUCAGCCCGUACUGUGAAACUGUUUUCCAGACCAGAAGAAAUCUGCACACGUUUGAGAGUGAUAGAAACAGACUGGAGGAACGAGAGACGAGGAGAGGGGAGGAGAAACACGCAGAGGAUCAUGGCUUCCAGAAGUUCUCCUGGACGAAGCGUUUGUCUCAGGCUCUUCACUCCGGAGACUCUCAGGGUUACAGCACCGUCGGAGAACCUUCACCCCCCAUCCGCUACCUCUCCCUGCCCCCCCACGCCUUCCCCCCAGAGACCGACGAGGACCUGACCAUCUCCCCCUACGCCAGCUACACCUCACUGACCGAGAGAGCCCCGCCCAUCAUCAGCGGCUGGCUGGACAAGCUGUCUCCACAGGGGAACUAUGUUUUCCAGAAGCGCUACGUGAAGUUUGACGGCAAAAACCUGAUGUACUUCGGCAGCGAGAAGGACGUCUACCCUAAAGGAGUGAUCCCACUGGCUGCCAUCCAGAUGGCCCGCCCAGCAAAAGACAAUAAAUUUGAAAUUGUGACGACUCAGAGGAUCUUUGUGUUCAGGACUGAUAAUGAAGUGCUGAGGCGGCGAUGGGUCUGCACGCUGCAGGAACAUGUCAGAGAUCAGCUGGUGUUCGGUCGGCAGCGCUUCGGCCCCGGAUCACACUGUCAGAAACAUGGCGUGCUGGAGCUGAAAGGGACCAAGUCCAAAGUGUACGCCGCCAUCCACACGGAGCAGAUCUGGCUCUACAAGAGUGAACAGUGUUUUCGUAACGGGAUCGGCAUCACGUUGAUCGAAGCUCGAGGAGCGACGAUCAGAGACGGAAAACACAAGAGCUUUGACCUCAUCACGCCGUACAAAACCUUCAGCUUUACGGCGGAUUCGGACCGCGAGAAGCGAGACUGGAUGGAGGCGCUGCAGGAGUCGAUUGCGGAGACUCUGUCAGACUACGAGGUGGCCGAGAAGAUCUGGUCCAACCGGUCCAACAGGAUGUGUGCCGACUGCAAGGCCCUGAACCCCGACUGGGCCUCCAUCAACCUCUGUGUGGUCAUCUGCAAGAACUGUGCAGGGCAGCACAGAGGUCUGGGGACGAUGGUCUCCAAGGUUCAGAGUCUGAAACUGGACACCAGCGUGUGGAGCAACGAGAUAGUCCAGCUGUUCAUCAUGCUGGGGAACGACCGGGCCAACGACUUCUGGGGGGCUCGGCUGUCUGCGUCGGCGGAGCUGGACUGUGACGCCUCGCCUGAGCAGAGAAGAGAGUUCAUCACCCAGAAGUACAAAGAGGGACGAUACCGCCUCAGCCACCCAGCGUUCAACAGCCAGGAGGAGCUGCUGAAGGUCUUGUGUUCGGCGGUCUCUGAACAGACUCUUCUGAAAACGGUCACUCAGAUUUUCUCAGAGGCGGAGUCAGCUCGCCUCGCCAACGGCGGCCAACAACUUCACUGCACCAUAUCAGACCCCAGCGUGUACGAUGAGAUCAUGCAGCCCGUCCUGCACUCUGGUUACCUCUACAAGUCCAGCACCGUCCACAGAGGAACCCUGUCCAGGAAGACACGAGAAGACUUCCAGAAGUUCUGGUGUUCGGUGGAUCGGUCUCUGCUCUUCUACGAGUCGGAUCGAUCAGCUGAUCCCUGCAUGCAGAUCAGCGUUAAAGACAUCGUGUGUUUGGGGAUCAGUCGACCCGACUCCUCCAACAACAACAACGGCUUCAUCGACAGGUUUCGUUACACCUUCGAGUUGUAUUUGACUUCAGAGAAACUUUAUCAGUUUGGUUUGGAGACGGCCGACGCUCUGCACAGCUGGACCAAAGCCAUCGGGAAGGCCGCGACCCCCCUCAGCUGUCACUGCCUGCUGACUCGGGAGUUUGAGCGGGUCGGCCUGCUGCGGUACCGAGCCAUGUUGGACCCUCAGCAGUGGAAGGAGGCCUACUUUGUCCUGCAGAAGUCCAACCUCUUCAUCUGUCCCCAAAAGGACGGAGCAGCGGAGGACAUCAUCAACCUGAACCGUCUGCAGGAGCUCAGUAUCACCUCCGAGACCGAGAACCACGAGAAGAAAGACAUCCUGGUUUUAGUAGAGAAGGGCAGGACUCUCCACCUGCAGGGGGUCGGCCGGAUGGAUUUCUCUCUGUGGUACUCGGACAUCCAGCGAGCGGCCGGCGGUAAAGGAAACACUCUGAGGGAGCAGCAGCUGAGCAGAAACGACAUCCCCAUCAUCGUGGACAGCUGCAUCGCCUUCAUCACCCAGUACGGUCUGGGCCACGAGGGGAUCUACAGGAAGAACGGGGCCAAAUCCAGGAUCAAGCUGCUGAUGGAAGAGUUCCGUAAAGACGCUCGAAACGUCAAACUGCGGAUCGGAGACCAUUUCAUCGAGGACGUGACGGACGUCCUGAAGAGGUUCUUCAGAGAGAUUGACGACCCCAUCUUCAUGGCCGACCUCCACCCGCUGUGGCAGGAAGCCGCCAAAAUCCCCCAGAAGAGUCAGAGGCUGGACCGCUACAAAGAGAUCAUCCGGAGUCUUCCUCGAGUCAACAGGACCACUCUGGCUGCUCUCAUCAGUCACCUGUACAGGGUCCAGAAGUGUGCAGACCUGAACCAGAUGUGCACUAAGAACCUGUCUCUGCUGUUCGCUCCCAGCCUGUUCCAGACGGACGGUAAAGGAGAGCACGAGGUGAAGAUCGUGGAGGAUCUGAUAGACAACUACCUGCACAUCUUCGACAUCGACGAGGAGCAUCAGACUCAGAUCGAGCUGGAGAUCAGCCUCAUCACCACCUGGAAGGACACUCAGCUGUCUCAGGCCGGAGAUCUGAUCAUCGAGGUCUACCUGGAGCUGAAGAUCCCCGACUGCUGCGUCACUCUCAAGGUGUCUCCCACCAUGUGUGCUGAGGAGCUGACCAACCAGGUUCUGUUCAUGAGGAACGUCCCGGCCGGAGACAAAGACGUCUGGAUGACGUUUGAGGCCAUCGAGGACGGACAGCUGGAGCGUCCGCUACACCCCAAAGAGAAGGUCCUGGAGCAGGCCCUGCAGUGGUGCAAGAUGGCCGACCCGAGCUCAGCCUACCUGGUGGUGAAGAGAGUUCCUAGAGGAGAAGGCAUCAACAUCCUCACCUCCUAUAAGAGCGAGAUCAUGAAGAUCGGUCUGCUGAGGUGUCGUGAGGAACCUCCGAAGCUUCUUCAGGGAAACAAGUUCCAGGAGAGAACGUUCCAGAUCAAAGACCACAAACUGCUGCUGCUCAAAGACAAGAAGAGCAUCAAACCGGAGAAGGAGUGGUCUCUGAAGUCCAUGAAGAUCUACAUCGGCAUCCGCAGGAAACUGAAAGCUCCGACCAGGUGGGGAUUCACAGUGAUGUCAGACAAACACCAGCUGUUUCUGUGCUGCAGCUGUGAGGCCGAGCUGUGGGACUGGAUCACCGGCUUCCUCAAAGCUCAGAACGACGACCCGGGCCCUCCGGUGCUGAGGCGCCACUCCUCGUCAGAUAUCUCCAAGCAGAAGUUCGGCACGAUGCCGCUCGUCCCCAUCAGAGGAGACGAGAGCAACAGCAGCAUGCUGUCGGCCAAUCAGACGCUGAGGAAGUUACACGACAGAAGAACUCUCUCCAUGUACUUUCCCAUGAAGGUCCAGCAGGACUCGUUCGAGGAGCGCUCGGAGUCUCCGGACCUCCCGGAGCCGCUCUACGAGGAGGUCGGGGACUUCGGCCUGCAGGUCCUAAAAUCUCUGGAGACCAGUUUCCUGUCCAGCAGCGCCGAGGAGACCCACGAGGUCCCGGACCGCCUGCCGCUCAGACUGGUCGCCAUGGAACACGUGAUCGUCCCCGACCCGGUCGGCGGCGCCGGCGGCUCUGUGGAAACGCUGGAGCAGAGCGGCGGUAGCAGUGGAGGAGGUGACGAAGCGGACUGCAGCUCUCCGGACUUGAACGCCCCCCGACAGCCUGCGCCGAGGAGGAGGCAGCAGCUGCAGGUCUGCACGCCGUCACAGGAACUGCUGCUGCAGGAGCUGUCGUCUGCUUUCACCAAGAAGACUGAGGAGGAGGAGCAGGAGCAGGAGGAGCAGGAGAGGCCGUAUGAUGUCUGAGAGAAAAGAAGGUCUCAUCACAGCUCAGCUGAAUCUGUGAUGUUUCUACAGAGUCUGUUUUACUUUAAUCUCACACGCCAUCAUCAGCCCCUUUAGAGAACCUCUGACAGAACGAGGCAGGAGCACAGACAGGAAAAGAAAACUUAAACCCUCCAGUACUUCAAAACCAGCCGCUGAGUCACUCUGAAGAAACUGCAGGUCCCAGAUCAUCAACUGCAGGAACGCUUCAGGGCCCACAGAUCCCCGUUGGUGCCCUGCCCUCCGUUGGUGCCCUGCCCUCCCGGCAGUGAGCUGCACCGGGAUGGAGCGGCGUUCACUGUGAUUGGCUGAGAGGUCACCUGACUCAUUCUUCUUCGUUCUUUGUCCUUGUUAAAGCCUACUUUACCCACAGUGCACCUGUGAGAUUGGGGUGAGCUGACGGUGCAUUCAGGUGCCCCUCGGACGGUCCCGUCUCCCGAGUUGUGAAGUCCUUCUUCCCCUUCGGUGUGUUCAAGCGUCAGAAUGUGGAGACGACAUGGACGCUGGGACGCAGCUUGUCGGACUGAUGCUGAAACAGUUUAAAUUACAAAGUCACUUCUGUCCCGGAGUCGAUCACCUGAAACCACUAAAGCACUGCUAAUAAAUAAGUUUCCUGAUUAAUCUGUCGCUCCACGCGAACAGCAAACUAACCGUUAUCACCUAAUACCAAACUGAAAAUGACACAUGAGCAAAAAAGUUAUUUGCUCACCGUUAUUCAAACCUUCACGUCGAUAUUCCCAGUCUGGAAAUCGUUUUUUCCCAUUAUUCCGACUCCACGUCAAUGUCACUUCUUUAAACUGCAAACAGGAAGCGAUGUCACAGGCGUGGUCAGGCGAAGUCUGCGGCAUGAGCGUGACCACGUGAUACAUGUGAAGCCACGUGAGGACAUGUCUGUAUAUCAGUAUUUUAUAUAAACUUGAUGUAAUCUGCAGUCAACCUGCUGACGGGGGGACAAACUGGUUCCACUGGUUUUAAUGGUGAAUCACUGGAAAGAGCCGGAGUUAAAACACUGGACGUAUAAAAGUUGUGUUGCUGAACUGCAGCUGUAUUUUAACACUGGUGCAGUUUAAUGAGCCAGAACGCAGAACCCUCCGUGGAUUUUAUUUCUGGCAUUAUUUUACAGCCUCUUUAUAUUUAACUUAUGAAAACAUAAAGGUUCCUUUUUUAUUGUCAGCUGAAACUGUGACAGGUGAGGUUCUCUGAGGGACCAGCAGGGGGCAGCAGAGCUCUGCUCCUCCUGCGCCACACACAAGAACUAAAGACGGAAGAAGCGUCCUGAGUGUCCAGCUGUCCUCCCAUCACAGCCUGACUGGUCCCAUCACAGCCUGACUGGUCCCAUCACAGCCUGACUGGUCCCAGUCUGCCUGACUGGGACCAGUCAGGCUGACUGCGCUCACACUGGUCUGUCCUGCAGAUGUGUCUGUAUAUUCAGCAUCUGGUGACGUUCUUCUGUAAAACUGUUCCUCCUGAUUGUUCUGGAAACGUUCCUGAAGGAAGAAAUUAAAAGAUCUUUGCUUUCAAAGUG